Molecule: messenger RNA, 564 nt
Organism: Spodoptera littoralis (African cotton leafworm)
Lineage: Eukaryota; Metazoa; Arthropoda; Insecta; Lepidoptera; Noctuidae
Source: the annotation of a GenBank genome assembly
AUGCAUAAAGCUGCAUCUGAUUCGAAAAUUAAAAAGACACUGGUUAGAAAUUGUGAGCUAAAAGUUAGGCCGUCGACGCGGAGGCAAGUUGUGCACGAUGUAGCCUCCUCAAUACCUUCUCAAUCACAUAAGUCGUCGCGUUCUCAGAAAGAAAAUGAGUUAAGUGCACCGACGUUAUGUUCCAGCGAAUCGAUAAAUAAUUAUAUAGCUGAACUAAAGAAACUGAGUCCACCUCCACUCUCGUCAGAGGAUUUAAAUGUAGAUAAGGGACAACUAUGCACUAAAAUGACAAAAAAGCUAAACUUCCAGUUUAAUGACAAAAUAUACAAGAACCUCAUCGAGUUGAAUGCAAGCGUAAAUGAUUUAAAAAGUAAAAAAACUAGAAAGCCCACCACUAAUACUUUGAGAAAGGAUCUAGAGCCACACAUAGAGGAUUUUUAUGAAGAUGAAAAAGAAAUAGACUCGGCACCAAGCAUUCCAAUUUUAAAACCCAAGUUUAGACCAAUUAAAAAGGUUGAUGAUGGCCGCCUACACAAAUUAGUUGCAGCAUUCGAAGAUUUAUGA